AUGGCGGUUACGACGGUGCCCACUUCAUUUGCGGCUGACAGCUGUCGCAGCUGGCAAAUUUUCCAGCUUGACCGCUGCGACGCGCAAAUUCUUAAAAAGUCAACCAUAACCAUCAAAACCUACGAGAUGGCUGAACAUGACGAUAUGCAAGACGAACCAACGUUUGAAACAAAGCUAGAGGAGCUGUUGGAUCGAGGCUACGGACCAGUAGGCGCUAACUGCGAAGUCAGCUUUGGUCUCAAUGACGGUCCUCUCGCAGACCUCGGCAAAAUGUUGACAAAACUCAACGGCUUCUACGCCUUUAAUUCUGGCAUUCACAUAUUUCAUGUUGGAGAUUCGGAGAGAUGCACGGAUUUACUUACUUGGAACGAUGAGGCGACAUGGAAGCAACCGUAUCUAGGACUCGCAGACGACCUGUUUUGCUUUGGCCAAGACAUAUUUGGGAUGCAGUUUGCGGUAAGAAAUAACGCAAAUGUCGUGGUAUGGAACCCAGAAACGUGCGAGGAUGAAGAGUCAUUUGAUUCCUUAGAGGAUUGGGCUGCGUGGCUACUCGAGGAUCCAAAUGUGAACGGCGCUGCGGGAUUUGCAAAAGAGUACCAAGAUGCCAAGGGUGGACUGGAGAUGAACCAACGAUUGGUACCACUGACACUCUUCAUGCUUGGAGGAGCAUACGAUCAGAAUAAUCUCGUUCCUCGAGAUGCUGUAGAGGGCAUGAAAAUCAGAGGGCCGCUCGCCGUCAAGUUACGCGACCUCCCAGACGGAACCAAGAUUGAACUCGAGGUUGUUCCAUGAUUUUGAUGUAGCCAAAAAGAAAGUUCAUCCCUACUCUAUGAUGAUAUUAUGAUAUGCACCUAAUCACCUCAUAUUGACAGAUCAUCUCCUCAUUGGGGACUGCGGGACAACCGUUAGCUCGCUUACCGUGCCAAUGUAGAGAGGAUCCUCAUGGGCAUAGCGGCCAGGACAACGGCGUGUUGAUGAAGCGUGGACGUUUCGCG
Messenger RNA from [Torrubiella] hemipterigena, 995 nucleotides. Lineage: Eukaryota; Fungi; Ascomycota; Sordariomycetes; Hypocreales; Clavicipitaceae. The record is from the annotation of a GenBank genome assembly.